CUCUUUGCUCCCAGUUCCCUCCCAGCGCUCCCAGUAAGAGCGGCACUGGCAGGGAAAGCGCUCCCAGUUCCUGCCCGGGGCUCUCAGCAUCGCUGCCGCUGCUCUCCGUGUCAUUCCCAGCGCUCCCAGUAUCACUCGCAGCGCCGCGCGGGUGGCAGCUGCCCCGACCCCGCCCGGGCCAGAGCGCGGCUGCUUUUGGGUGUCGGCACCUGCCCGGGCCGGAGCGGAGGAGGAGCGGGGAGGAAGAGGAGGAGCGGGAAGAGGAGGAAGAGCAGCAGCGGGAGGAAGAGGAGGGACACGGGAGGAGCGGCAGGAAGAGGAGGAGCGAUUUUGGAACCAGGCGCUUCUGCCGCCCGCCCGCACAGAGCGCAGCUUCCCCCGGGUGCGGCAGCAUCGCCCCCCAAAAACCCGCAGGAUUUCCCAUAGCUUGGCAGCGAGGAGGAGGAGAAGGAGGCCAUGAGGACGCGGUCGAUGUCCCGGGAGCCGCAGGGAGACAAGGAGCUGAGCACGGCCAGCAGGGAGGACAAAUCCCCGCGGCACAGACUCGGGCAAGAGGCCGUUUGCAGCGACUCCACGGCGCAGGAAUGCAACGGGGAGGAAAAACCCCGCAGAUCCCGCAGCAGGAGCGGCUGCAAACGCACAGCCCGGGGAUCCCAGCAGGAAAGAGCCAGCCCGGGCCGGGGAGGCGGCCGGAGCUCGGAGCUGGGGCUGCGUGAGCAGCUUCACCGUGGGGAGAAGCCCCACAAGUGCUCUCAGUGUGGGAAAAGCUACAGCUGCAGAUCAGAACUGACCAAACACCAGAGACUCCACACGGGGGAACAGCCCUACGAGUGUGGGGAGUGUGGGAAGCGAUUCAGGAAGAGCUCAAACCUGAGCGUGCACCGGAAGAUCCACACUGGAGAGAGACCCUACGAGUGUGGGGAGUGUGGGAAGAGAUUCAGGAAGAGCUCAAACCUGACAGUGCACCGGAGGAUCCACACUGGGGAGAGACCCUACGAGUGUGGGGUGUGUGGGAAGAGAUUCAGCCGUAGCUCACACCUGAAGACCCACGAGAGGAGCCACACUGGGGAGAGACCCUACGAGUGUGAUAAAUGCAGGAAGAGGUUUCAGACCAGAUCCAAUCUCGUCCUGCACUAUCGCACCCACAAGGAUGAGAGGCCUUAUGAGUGUCAUGACUGCGGGAUGGGCUUCAAGCAAAACUCAAGCCUUGUCAAGCACCGGCGCAUCCACACUGGGGAGAGACCCUACGAGUGUGAUAAAUGCAGAAAAAGGUUUCAGACCAGCUCCAGUCUCCUCCUGCACUAUCGCACUCACAAGGAUGAGAAGCCUUAUGAAUGUCCUGACUGCGGGAAGGGCUUCAAGCAAAACUCCAGCCUCGUCAAGCACCGGCGCAUCCACACUGGGGAGAGACCCUACGAGUGUGAUAAAUGCAGGAAGAGGUUUCAGACCAGCUCCAGUCUGCUCCUGCACUAUCGCAGUCACUGGGAUGAGAGGCCUUAUGAAUGUCAUGACUGCGGCAAAGGCUUCAAGAAAAACUCCACCCUCAUCCAGCACCGGCGCAUGCACACUGGGGAGAGACCCCACAAAUAACCCGAGUGUGGGAAGAGCUUCGCACACAGCUCUCACUUGACCAGACCCCAACGGAGUCUCCACUGAGAGAAGCCCUGCGAGUGCCCCGAGUGCGGGAAGAGCUCCGUGCGCUGCUCCAGCUCCAUUCCCCAGGGCAGGAUCCGCGCUGGAUGAUCCCCAGUGACCCCCGGUGGGCAGAGCCCCGCUGAUCCCUGGUGCCGCUGAUCCGUGUUGGGAAGACACCUGGCUGGGGGCUCCACAUCCUCCUGCCUCCCAUCCCACUCCAAUUCCCAUUCCCACUCUCCUUCCCUCUCCCUGUCCCGUAUUCUCUGCCCGGUUGUCGUUCCCAUAUUCCCAGUCCCAUAUUCCCCGUGUGUUUGGAAGGAUAAGGAUUUGACAGGAAGCUCUCACAGAUAUGUACAUACAACAUUUCCAUUUCUGUAUUUCCAGUGCAGUUCCCAGAUUCCAAUUUCCAUUCCCUGUCCCAUCUUCUAAAUCCUCAUUCCAUAUUCUCUUUCCCCAAUUGCUAUUUCCAUAUUCCGUGUCCCAUUCUUGUAUUCCCAAUCCGUGUUCCUCUUUCCAUUCCCGAUCCCAUCUCCCAGUCCCCAUUCCCAGUAGUUGCAAUGUGUGACACAGAAGCAUCUCUCAGUCCCUUUGAGAGAGAGCAGAAUGCCAAAUUCGAAUUAAAAAGCUUCUGAGAAAUAAAAUACAUUAAGCCACGGCAAUAUGAAAUCGAGGUCGGAGCUUUAGUUUGGGUAAGUAGUAAUAUUAACUUGCAACGAUAUGAAGUAGAAGUAUAAAUCUUAGUUUGAAGUAUGUAGAAAUAUCUCUUAAGUGCCUCAAAAAAUGAAUGUUUUAGAGUGUGGUGCUAAAAACAAGCUGCAUUGAGAGCUUAAAAACACAGUUCUAGACAGACUAAAAAUAGAGUUAAAAUAGUUUUUAUAUUCUUCAGAGAGAAAACAAUGGUGAUGUGCACAAGUUAGACAUAAGUUUUGGAAUGGAGAACCAGAAUUCUCAAAGGUUUAGGAGACAUGCUUCAGGUUCCUGUUUUCUGAUCAUUGGAAAAUUUGUCAAUAAAAAUCCAUGUAUUGGAGCCAGAGCUCUCUCUCCCUCCUCUCUCGUUGCUCUCCCUUCCUCCCCCACCAUCAUCAUCACCACUACCAGCACAGGAGAUAAGAAGAAGAGGAAGAUAAAGAAGAAGA
Molecule: messenger RNA, 2771 nt
Organism: Oenanthe melanoleuca
Lineage: Eukaryota; Metazoa; Chordata; Aves; Passeriformes; Muscicapidae
Product: zinc finger protein 239-like
Exons: 3
Coding region: 457-1590 (377 amino acids)
Biological process (GO): regulation of transcription by RNA polymerase II
Molecular function (GO): DNA-binding transcription factor activity; RNA polymerase II cis-regulatory region sequence-specific DNA binding
Source: RefSeq, a predicted model, not a curated record